UUACUGGAGGGGAGGUAUCAGAGCUGGUGAUUCAUGUGCAGUACUCGGAUGAGGCUGGUCGCCAUCUUUACUCCAUCCCAGCACAUCGCUGCCGGUGGGGCGGAACACCACUCAUCGACCCAGUUGAUUUCUAGGAACCGCCGAUAGACCUUCACUAAAGAUUUGUCACUUUGAUUAGUUCGUCACUCUACCUGCAUCUCAACACACAAUGGGAGAGCGAGAGGACCUAGUUUAUCAGGCAAAACUCGCCGAGCAAGCAGAGAGAUAUGACGAGAUGGUGGUGUCUAUGAAGAACGUGGCAGGCAUGGAUGUGGAGCUCACAGUGGAGGAGAGGAACCUACUAUCAGUGGCCUACAAGAAUGUGAUUGGAGCUCGGAGAGCCUCCUGGAGGAUAAUUAGCAGUAUCGAACAGAGGGAAGAGAACAAGGGCGGAGAAGAGAAACUGAAGAUGAUCCGGGAAUACAGGCAAACGGUUGAGAAGGAGCUGAAGUCAAUCUGUGGUGACAUUCUGGAUGCACUGGAACGGCACCUACUCCCCUCUGCUAUCAUGGGAGAGUCUAAGGUCUUCUACAACAAAAUGAAGGGUGACUACCACAGGUACCUGGCAGAAUUUGCCACUGGCAACAACAGAAAGGAGGCAGCAGAGAACAGCCUGGUGGCCUACAAAACUGCUACCGAUCUAGCCAUGUUGGAGCUGCCACCCACACACCCCAUCCGCCUCGGUCUUGCCCUCAACUUCUCCGUCUUCUACUAUGAGAUCCUAAACUCUCCUGACCGCGCUUGCAGGUUGGCAAAGGCUGCAUUCGAUGACGCCAUCGCAGAACUGGACACUCUGAAUGAAGACAGCUACAAGGACUCUACGCUUAUCAUGCAGUUGUUACGUGACAACCUCACACUAUGGACUUCAGAUAUGCAGGGAGAGGAGUCCUAAAGGAAACAAACCUGACUGUUCAUUUCCCAUGUUAACUGUACUUUGUGAAGAACAAAACAAAGAGGCACUGCAAGACGUUGAGGAUGAGCCCCAGUGAGACUAUGCCACCAACAGCCAACAACCUGAGACCCUCCCUUCACCUCCUCACACUCCUCCCCCCUCCACCUGCAGCCUCCUCCAUCCUCAUCCCCCCCCCCUCCUCCCCUCCAACUCUUCUUUCCUUUCUGUGAGUCACCUUCCUCUCCCUUCCUUUUUCCUUUCUUCCACCUCUGCAGCUCCAUGACCCAGCAGGGCCACGGAGUUAACAACUUUAUUUUUCUCUUUUUUAUUUUUAUAUUAGUCCUUACAUCAUUCAAGUAAAUAGCACUUAAUUGAGACAGGAAAUACAAUGUUAGAAAGACAAAUAUAAAGAGAGUCCCUGGGCUUUUUUUUUUUUUUUUUUUUCCGUUCUCUCUGGUACAAGCGGUUCUGAAAAAGUUCUUUGUUUUUAUUAUUGUAUUUUUGUUUGUUUUUUUGCUUUUUCCUCAAUAUUUUUAUCAGUUGCUGGAUGUAUUGAGAAUUUUUUUUUCUUAAUGUAAUUACAGAAAUUAACUUUUAUUACUGAUAAUGUCGACUAUUAGUUAUGGGAGCUAUUUUAUCUCUGUUUUUAGUGAAAUGUCAUGCGAAUCGUUUUACCUUUUUAUGGGCAAUUUAGAAAACUACAAGUGCCCUUUUUGUUGACUUAGGUUUUCAGAGGAAGUUGGCAAAAUUUGCGAUAUCCACGUGGGGCAAAAAAGUGCUUAACUUUUACACCAUAGUGAUUCUGUUGUCAUGUUUUUGUAGUUGUCCUUGGACUGUACUUUGUGCUAAAAUACUGUAACUGUGCACACAUGCUGAAUCGCUGAAGGUUGACUUGUCGCUACCUGGUGGUUAUAAUUUAAAAAAAAAAAAAAAAAAAAAAAACUUGGGAGAUUUCACACUUGUGUAAAAGACAAGUCUCAAUUUGGCCCUGCUUUUCGACAGAGAGCCCUGAAAUGGAAAGGAUUGUCGGUGCUUGCAUGAGUUAACACAUACUCUUUUCUGCUGCUUCUCCCCUACUUUUUACUAAAGUUCCUCUGGGUUCAGAGGUUUUCUUUCUUUGCUGUUUCCUUUGUUUCUCUUCUUGUUUUGCUUCAUUAUGUGUAACUUGGAGCUGAUUUGUACUACUGGAUAUCUGACUGGAGCCACAGACAGGGAAUCUGUAUUGUUCUUACUGAAACACAGCAUGGAAUUAACAUUAAACAAUCUAAAUUAAACAUUA
Messenger RNA from Sander lucioperca (pikeperch), 2210 nucleotides. RefSeq names its product tyrosine 3-monooxygenase/tryptophan 5-monooxygenase activation protein, epsilon polypeptide 1 (gene ywhae1). The transcript has 7 exons. Lineage: Eukaryota; Metazoa; Chordata; Actinopteri; Perciformes; Percidae. The coding region runs from base 209 to 931 and encodes 240 amino acids. The record is from RefSeq and is a predicted model, not a curated record. Gene Ontology annotation, cellular component: cytoplasm. Gene Ontology annotation, biological process: signal transduction.